CUUCGACAUGACACGAUCCUUGCGUCAGAUGCUUGAUCUCCCGGGCCCCGCGACCGAUACUCCGUCUCUAGUACGCAAUGAGCUUCCAAUUUAUCGAUAACGGUACGGCCAAUACCCCGGACUCCCGACGGGCGAUCCGUAGCCACGUCAUGAAGGGCAGGAAUCUGGGCAGAAAGAUACAAGGCCGUGGUCGAAAGAACGCGCCGCCUCAGACGGAUGAGUUCUUCGGUGAUGUUCAUCAGCCACAUGAAGAGGAGCGUGGGAUUAUUGAGGUUGCCAAGGAUGCUGCUGCACGGCAGGAUGGGAGCAAACUCCUCUUCCCUGAGAUCAUUGCUGUAGACAUCGCAACGUCUUCCAAUCCCUUCGCGGGUAGCGAGUUCCAAUACUUUUCAUUCCCUAUUCAGUUCACGCCGUCUAUGAGGUACAUGGUAUACCAGUUCCAUUCAGCCGUUAUCGAUAUCAUCUAUCCGCUCGCGUUCUGUCGCCCGCCCGAUGGAAUUGGCGCCCCUUGGUUUGAAUAUAUGAUAUCCGAUCAAGCCUUCCUCCACUCCCUGCUCGCUAUGACGGCAACUUACCUUACCCUCUUCCACAAACCUGGAAGCGAGACCCUCGAAGCAACACGUCACUUCUCCCAGGCUUUCCGGCUCAUUAACCACAAGCUCUCUCAACCUUCCACCCCGAGUGACUCCACUCUCGCCGUCGUCGCUUCCUUCGCCAUCCACAGCAACCUUAUCCGCGAUACUCCCCGCGGCUUAAUCCACUUUGAUGGCCUCCAGCGCAUUCUCUCCCUUCGCCCAGGCGGACUGGCCUCAUUGGGGGACAGUAAUCGUACUCUUAUGCAUAAGAUCUGUCGCACAGACAUAGAGAUGGCUCUGAGGGAGGGAACCCCGACUCGGUUUGGGCAUAUGAGGUUGACGAUUAGCUCGUUGCUUGGGCAGACCAGGCGGCCACUCGUGUAUCCACUAAAACAGAUAUGUGCCCCCCUGCGAAAGUUCACCGAGGAGAUCAUGGCUUUGUGUCGAUGUCCUGGAAGGGCUAAGACGGUGGGGCUAGAAUAUCAGGAUCAGAUGACUCGGCUGUGGCAAGGGCUCCUGGAUUUUGCACCACUUCGAGGCGAGAGGCCGCAGAACCCAUUGGACGACCUGUGGCAUCUAAGUCUUCUCGCAUUUCUAGCCACUGUUGCCUAUCCGGUAGAGUGCUUGCGGGAUAUUCAUACUGGUUUGCUGUAUGAGAUGCUACGGGAUCGGGUUGAGCGUGAUGUACUGAUGCCUAUGGGCGCUGAUUAUAGCCCUCUUCGGUUCUGGGUCGCGUUUAUGUAUGGGUUGUUGGUAUCGGAUAAACCAGAAAUAUGUCUUGGUUCACAUACCAGGACACUGGCAGGCGAGCUAGAUUUUAAAAGCUGGGAGGACGCAAAGACAUCCCUCCAAUCAUUCCCUUGGGUUGGAGUUGCGCAUGGGAAACCGGGCAAGGAGUUCUGGGAUUCAAUGAUGUCAGCUGCAUGAUAAAUAGCAGCCCUUACGCCUCCCUAACACGAUAGGCCAGAUCCCUCUGACCAGAUUGAUCAACUAUCAUCAGUCCUUAUUGUCCUCAAUGAAAAGAGACCUUGUGUGUCCACUUGCAUUGGAUUUGCUGCACACUCUGUGGGGGCAGGCUCACACGAGAGGAAAAGAAUAAACAAUCGGGGGACUAGAACAUUCGACUUCAUUUCUUUGUCUCCGGUGCAGCCAUCUUUUGGACGGAAUAAAAAGCCCUCACUUGUCUAGGGUAACUUUGGUGUAAUAGCAGACAGCCAAAUGGAGAGAAUGCUAAGAGCUUAGGACAAUAGCGCC
This is a messenger RNA of Ilyonectria robusta, 1829 nucleotides long. RefSeq lists its product as uncharacterized. The transcript has 3 exons. The coding region runs from base 78 to 1502 and encodes 474 amino acids. The record is from RefSeq and is a predicted model, not a curated record. NCBI's taxonomy places the organism in Eukaryota, Fungi, Ascomycota, Sordariomycetes, Hypocreales, Nectriaceae.